Molecule: messenger RNA, 3217 nt
Organism: Prorocentrum cordatum
Lineage: Eukaryota; Dinophyceae; Prorocentrales; Prorocentraceae
Source: the annotation of a GenBank genome assembly
GGCGUUACCUUUUGGAAUGGGCUUCCGGAAAAGGCUCACCUAACCACCGUUGCCCUUGAGCUUCACGAUGCGAGCGUCCGGACGGUGAUGCCAACCCGUGGCAGCGCGCACCCGGGGUCCCAGCGCGCCGCCUUCGCGCGCCUCGCUGCUUGGGCGUGACUGCUUCCUCGCCGCACCGCUGCUCCUCGUCCCCUGCUCGUUUCGGCGGCGGGCGCGGGGGGGAGGUGAGAACGAGAAAGCCUUUUCACAGGACGGCGGGGCCUCUCCGAAUUCCUCUGGCCUCCCGAUCGGUUCUCUGCGUCUGCAGGAAAGGCUAUUCGCGGACACCACCGAAGGUCCGGGAUGCCGUCCGAGCCUUUGAGACUGCCCGCCCCGUCGGGCUUCCCCGCUGGGCUCGCCGCCGACCCUUCUUCGGUGUUGGUCAGGCGACGGUCCUCGUGGUGCAGGGCCGAAAAACCGAAGCUGCUCUGCGCAUGCUGGCUCCUGUUUCGAAGAAGAGCACAGCAGAACACAUAACCUUCUGGCGCUCCGAGGGGAUUUCUUGGUUCCGCGCUGGGCCCCCCCCGGCUCCGGCGCCGCCCCUGGCGCGCUCCGCGCGCCAGGGAGGGGUGUCCAUCGCGGAUCCAAGACACCCGCAUGUUUAUGGCGUUUGUUUCAUGCUCACUCCUGCUGCUGCUGGUGCUGAUCCUCCUCCUCUUCCGCAAUCAGCACCCAUGCACCGCCGCCAUGCCUGAUCAGCAGUGGCCGUCUUGAGCCCCGUGCCCUGGCCCAGUGCUCAGGGUGGCCCUUGCCAGGCACGGUGGCGGUGUAGAAGUGCCUUCUGCGUAAGAUGUGCGCAUGAUUAUACAUUGCGGACGUCCCGAGACCGUUUGAACCUUUGCGGGCAGCUUUUGGGGCAUAAGAGUCGUGGUCGUCGUCCUCGUCGUCGUCGUCGUCGUCGUCGUUCUCGUCAUCGUCGUCGUCGAGAACUUCAGGGCCAGCGCAUGGAAAGAGCACGAUGGACGCUGGCGGUCUGGGCGCGUGGCCCUUCGUACUCUGCAGACGUGCUCGGGCGGUUCCACAUCCCUCCCUCCCUGUCCCAGGGAUGUGGGGGAAGGGGACCUGGCGCGAGCGGAGCAGCCGUCCUGGGACGAUCGCAUGUCAUGUACUUUCGUAGUGGCUUCUGCCGCCCUCCUAGAAGAGUUCGGCGCGGGCACGGUGAGCGCCUCCACGCAGGGGCUGGGCCACGAUUGGGUGUCGAAGCAGGGCAGCAUGUCCGUAGUGGAGUGCGAAGACCAGAUCGUAUCGCAGAUCCUGGCCCCUCCUGCAUUCAGCACGGACGUGUACAUGAGCGAAAUGAGCGGACAGAGCAUCUCUGUCCGUGACAGCGUCGUGGACGGCAUCAAUGACAGUUGGGACAGGGAGGAACGCGUGCUCCACCAGCUCCGCCGGCAGGUCGGAACGAAGCUCUCGUCGAAGAGUCGGUCCGAUAUCUUGGAGUCGAGGAGGUUGGCAAAGCCUCCCAGGGUGUUCUUCUGGCUGCGAUGGCUGAUGAGCAAGCCGCAGUACGAGCUGGGAUGGGCGGUCCUCAUCGUCAGCAACCUUGUCUGUAUGAUCCUGGAGGAGGAGUACAGGGGCAUGCGUCGCGGCUACGAGCUUGGCGACAUAUACGUGAAUUAUGGUUCGCCUGAGUACUCCAACACGUGGUGGCCUGGAGCCGACACUGCGUUUUACCUUAUGGAAUGUCUCUUCGCCGGGUUUUUCACUCUGGAGCAGGUCAUCACGAUAUCGUACGACGUGGCGUGUGCGCUCGCGGAUUGGCCCACCCACCGGACUCCCUUCUGGAGAGACCCGCUGGACUUCUUGGAUAUGUUGAUCGUAAUAUGCUCCGACGUGUCGCUGUGUCUCGGCAUGGUGGACGCGACGAUCAACAUACAGCUCUUCCGGAUUUUGCGUCUAGCCAGGCUCCUCAGGUUGCUUCGGCUGUUGAGGAAGAUUAACCAGUUCGACCCGUUGCACCUCAUGGCGACCGCCAUCAAGGGAAGCAUGGGCGCUCUGAUGUUCUCCAGCAUCCUCUUAAUCACGGUGCUUACACUGUUCGCGAUGGUGCUCACGAACGCACUAAGGGCCGCAUACUUGGGAGACAAUUCCCCCCUACAGCUCGAGAAACAGCGAGAGCUCUUCAGGUAUUUCGGCACUUACUCUCGGUCGAUGCUCUCCAUGUUCGAACUCGCCCUCGCAAAUUGGCCAACGGUCACUCGGUUCAUGGUCGAGGAGCUGAACGAGUUCUUCGGACCCGUCUGCAUCCUAUGGAAGUUGUCGGUCGGUUUUGCCGUGGUCGGCGUGAUCAACGGCGUAUUCAUUAGGGAGACGUUCUCCGUGGCAGAGAACGACGAGUUCAUAAUGUACAGAAGCAGAAUGCGGCAGGUCCUCCAGCACAGGGACCGCAUGACCCGCCUAUUCCAGCUUGCGGACAGGAACUCGGACGGGGUGGUCGACAGGAGGGAGUUCCGCCGUGUCUUCGAGAAACCCGCGAUCAAAGCUUGGCUGGAGGCCAUGGAGCUGCGCUGCGACGACGCCGACACGCUGUUCGUUUUAAUUGCGGGCUCUGAGAACGGCGUGAUCACCCAAGACGAGCUGAUCAACGGCAUUGCCCAGCUAAAGGGGCCGGCCAGGAACAUCGAUUUGCAACAAUUGUUACACAGCCGGGAUGCCAGCGAGGCUAUGCGUCCCAGGAGAUCUUUGGCCAGCAGGAAGUAUGUGAGUCCCAAGAGAUCGUUCCGCUGAGGUGCUCAGACAGGUUGGCUAACGCUGCCCCACCUUGGCCUCGUCUUCUUCCUCCGCACCUCCACGUGUGGGAAGACUGAUCUGAGAAGGAUCGGUCCUACGACGAUUUUGGCAGUUUGUUUCCUGCCUGUGUUCCCAACGGUUCACUCCACCGUUGUUGUUUAAGCGCGAAAGCACGCCUCUGAAUUGGCUCUUUUUCCAGCUGGUAGUGUUGAGCGCCCUACAUCACCACCUCCCCUCCCCAUGCUUCUACUGCUACGACACUUGAAACAAGCGCAGCGCUGACGAACGUGCUCCUUCUCAGUCUCUCCGCUCCGUCGAUGUCUCCAAGACCGCAGCUGCGCAAAAAGGGGGGUGUUCCUCCUCUCCUUCUCUUCAUCAGUGUGGUGCUUCAGAUCCUGUAGGACGCGGCACGGCUGUUCAGCGACUCUUCAUGACAUGCAAGGCGAGC